Messenger RNA from Neoarthrinium moseri, 606 nucleotides. RefSeq lists its product as uncharacterized. The record is from RefSeq and is a predicted model, not a curated record. The transcript has a single exon. Bases 1 to 606 code for a protein of 201 amino acids. Lineage: Eukaryota; Fungi; Ascomycota; Sordariomycetes; Amphisphaeriales; Apiosporaceae.
AUGUACGCUGAAUCGAUUCUCGUUGUCCUGGUUGGCUUCGCAUCCACAGCCAGUGCUGCUUACGACCCUCGAGCACUCAACGGGAUUCAAAACCUCAAGCCCGGGGUUGCGGUGCGACAGGAGGGCACCGCAUGCACCGCAUCCGCCUUGUCCAUCGCCGCCAGCAUUCCGACUCCGACCGGGGAACUGUUGUCACUUCUCUCAUCCUACGCCGCAACAGCUGAUGUGACCAACCCAACUCAAGCCUGCGAGAUCACCGCAGCCAUUCCUUCAUCGCUCUCUUCGCAGUACUCGUCUUACGACUCUGCGGUGUCGUCGUGGUACGAUGGCGAGAGCUCGAACAUUGCAGACUUGAUCUCGAAAUGUUCUAGUGAUCCUCUUGCGCAGACGAUCUCUUCCGCGAUUGGAGAUUUAAAUGCAUACACAGCGAGCGGAUGCAGUGGGCUCACAGCGACUAGCACUCAGUCGGUACAGAGCGAGACUGGAAGCGCUUCCUCAGUUCCAUCGACGACGACCCCUGCAACCGCUGGCGUGCCAAAGCCGACAGCUGCGAUAGCCGGCGCGGCUGCGGCUGCUGGAUUCAUCGGAGCGGUGGCAAUGCUGUAG